Acanthochromis polyacanthus (spiny chromis) is the source of this 1959-nucleotide messenger RNA. Its product is annotated as CMRF35-like molecule 1. The coding region runs from base 49 to 702 and encodes 217 amino acids. Lineage: Eukaryota; Metazoa; Chordata; Actinopteri; Pomacentridae. The transcript has 4 exons. The record is from RefSeq and is a predicted model, not a curated record.
AUCCAUCCAUUGCACAACCACUGGAGUGAAGAAAGAGGAAACUUAUAAAUGUUGCACAUUUUGCUUCCGCUUUACAUUGUCCUUCUCAUUCCCAUCAUGAGGACGUCGGGGAUCUGUGCUGGGAUCUUUAAAGCUCCAGUUCUCUGUUUCUUGUGGCUCACGAAGCACACAGUGGUCUCAGUGCAGCUAUCGGCUCCAGACGUGGUAACAGGAACAUACAAUGGAUCCGUGACAAUCUCUUGUCAGUACGACCUUCAGUUCAAAGAAAACACAAAGUACUGGUGCAAAGGGCCGGUAUAUGAGCUGUGUGCGAUAGUUGUGAAAACACCAAAAAACAAAUUUAACGACCGGAGCUCCAUCGUGGAUGAUAAGGAAGCAGGAGUCUUCACUGUAACCAUGACUUCACUCAGAAAAACAGAUGAGGAUAGGUACUGGUGCGUCAUUGCCAGACCUGGAAGGAACAUCUUCAAGCGUGUCAAGCUCCUCAUCUCCAACGCAGUGGCGACCACACCAACCACCACACAAAACAACUCAUUACUGAUACUGGAACAAGAACAAACAAGCUGGUGGGCGGCUCUACGUUGGAUCCUCUUUAUUUUAAUGUUGUGCUGUUUGGCAUCAAUGCAUUUCAUUGUGUGGAGGAUAAAUGCUGCAAAGAAAAUACAUUUACGACAACAUUUUCCCAUCAGAACUAUAACAUGAGUUAAAGUUGGGCAUCGCCACAAUUUUAAAUAUAAAUUUAAACAUUCCUACCGAGGCGACCAAACAACUCUUCCACUGGACAUUCCUUCUCUGUGUAAUCUGACCUGAAAAUAAAUCAAGUGCAAAGUAGCAUUUACUUUUUUUCCCCUAAGUGUUUAAAUGAUUAAAGCCUCAUUAGUGCCAGGGCCUGAGAUAACUUUAGGCACAACUUUUGAAUAUCCAAUAAGCUUAAAAUUAGCACCCCUGGAGAAACGAUGCUGUUGGCUUUCAUUUAAUUUAUUUGCAGAUUUUAGAAGAACAGUGGUUGGUAUUUGUUUUUUGGUAGGGUUUUUCACAAAAUCUAUCAGUGUUGGACUCCUACCUGAAAACAAUGCAGAGUAAAAAAACCUUCAUGUAUAAUUGAAAAGCCAACUAUGAAGAACUGUUUUUAAAAGACAAAACAUGGACAAUAUUAACGUUGGAUGGUGGUUAUUUGUGUCUCUCUUUUCCUGUUACACUGAGGAAGAAUCACAGAGUUACAAUUUCUUCACAUUAAUGUAAUUUCACACUUGCAUAGGCCUGUGGUUCUCGCCCUGAGUGACAUUGCAUAGUCUCAAUGGAUACCUGCAGCAGAGAUGGAGUGUUUCUAUCCAAAGCAAAUUAUGUAAACUGGUGACCUCCAGUCACAAUCAAAGGUAAAUUGCCCUCAAAUUCCUCCGAAAAUGGUAAACAUGAGAUUCUCUGAGAACAGCAAUGAUGAUUAGUGAUCCUGGCCAAGCAGAUUUUAUUACUCUGGUGGUUAUAGCUGCAAGAAGUUGCACAAUGCUUUCAGAAAUGUGAAAACGCCACAGAACAGCAUUUAUCAUCUGUUCAUUAUUAUAUUCCUGUACAAUCUAAUGCAAUAAACAUGCAUUUAAUCUUAUUUUGGGAUGCAUACAAAGUUUGCUUUAUGUGUGUAUUAGAAGUACGUGAGUAUUUGGUUUACAUUGCAUAUGACUGCAAUAUACUGUAUGCUGUUUAUGAUAUUCAGUCCCUCCUCUUGAGAGUAGACGAAGCACCUUUGAGGCAGAAGACAUUUUCACUCACCAUAGUAGGGAAAGCAUAUAUGCUACUCCCUUAUUAUAUAGAUAUUAUUUGCACCUGUACAGUUGUGACAUGUUCUCUGAGACAAACACCAGUUUCAAUGUAGGGUAAACCUGGGUUAGAUACUGCCAUUAAGAGAAAUGUUUAGUUUCUUUGGAAAUAUGUGUAUAUAUUAAAUGUCAUCAUAAGACAAAA